GUAAAGGCUAGUAAGCCGGGUCCUGCGUCUUCGUCGACGAGGCGAGAGCCGUUUCCAUCGGAAGAUCCUGUCCGUGGUCUUCCUGGGCCUGAGGGAAGCGGACAGGUGGAACAAUGCCGUUCGUGACUGCCCCGGCGGCAGUCUAGCAGGUCGACUACAUGUAGGUGGAACGCGAUAGCCUGGCCGGAAAGUCUCAAGAUCGGCAGCAGCUGUGUGGCUUCUGCAUCAUGGCGCUUCGUGGCAAUGAUUCUGACGACAAGUUCCUCCAGGAGCUGCAGAAGAAGAUAAUGUCGAGCGAUGGCGGAGGUCCGCUUGGCCCGAAGAUGGCUAUCUGCACCCGACUGCUUACUUCCACCGUUGCUGCUGUGCACGCACGCAUGCUAGCUGGUAAACUGGCAGUACCGCGAACGGCAAAGCCAAGAACCACCAUACCUGCACCUGCCCCACCGUCACUGGGGGCGCCUGGACAAAAGUCUCGCAAUCGGCCUCCACGCAAGGUGGUGUCGCCACCACGCAACCAGCGUCCCCUGAAGAAGCCGACCAAGGCCGACCUGUACGUGCAGAGGCCAAUCGGACCGUUCCAGCAGCGAGAACACUCGGCAGCGACAGUGGCAGCAACGUUACUGUCCAGGGCCAGGGCCAGGGCUGGUGGUGGCGGUGGUGCGGGCAGCAGGAGUAUACGUCACACACGGUCACCGAAGGCUGAACUGCCGGCGGUGCGCGGGGCCACGGCUUACGCCAUGCGCGCACCGACAGUGCGCACCGUGACGCUAGUCGGCGAAGUCGGAAACCUGCACCUUGGACCAGCAAAGAAGAUCACUCUGGAAACGGCCCAAGGCAAGAAACUGAAGAAAGGCGGCAAUGGAUUUCCUCCCGCGAUGGUUCACGACGGAAGUCCGCAGCUGUCGGAGGGUGGUCCGCUGAGAGUCCCGCACAACACACCAAUCCCGCGCCGCGUCAGAGUCACCAGUCCCAGGCGAAGUGGUGUUGGCAGUGCCGGCGUAGAGAAAAUCAUAUAUCAGCCGCGUGCGAAGAGCCAAAAGGCUGCUGCGGUCAAUCCUGAGGAGUUGAGUUAUGCACUGAAUCAAGUGACAUUUCCAGAUGAGGUUGAGGAGAUGACACGAGACGUUAACCAGAGGUUGCCGACGACAAUUCGUCACCGGUCAUCGUACGGCUUCAGGCCCGUCUGUCCCAUCGCAGCCCCUCCGGCCGAUCUCUACAUCAAUCGGAUCAUGCAGCUGGAGUUUGUGUGCCGCAUGUCGCCGUCGGAGCAAGCCCAGCUCCAGAUGGCUCUCUACCAGCUGCACUUCUGCAGCGCGUGCAAUGACGAUCAUCUGCAGUGCACCACUCUGCCGAUAUUCAUCCAGUCCAGCUUCAAGGCCGGCUGCCCGUGCUGCGUCACUUGCCUGAAGCUGGUCCGAGAGAUGUGCUGCGUCAAACACAUCCUGCUUCUGCGAGACAAGACCAACUUGUCGAUCUCCAUGCCGACUGGCAGACACAAUCGCUCCGUCAUACCCAAAGGCCACUCGUAUAUCGGCCGGCCGCUGAAGGACUGGCAGCGGUGCCGUCGACGGCUGGACUGCUUGGCAGCAAAGUACCCGCCGGGCUUCUCGGUGACUCUGGAGACGGGCUUUGUCGUCUUGUGGGUGAAGAUAACUGAUGCACUUUGCGAGCACCUGGCUCUGGUCAACAAGUCCGAGGAGACAACAGCACUGAAAGCACAAGCUGCUAUGGCUUCUGCUGUAGCAUCGCUAUCAUCGCCUCCGGCGAUGGGCGUCAAAAGGUCAAAAGCGUAUCAAGAGGACUUGGCAAAGCGCUAUGUCUGGAAGCCACCCAAGCCGAAGCCGCCGAAGCCACCGGAAAAGAAAGAGCCGGUCCCCGUGAAACCUUCCUUGCGUGAGAGGCACGCUCCCUUGUCAGGAGGGUUGGACUCAACAGCAUCACUGGUAUUCUCCACCAUGGUGCUGGAUUCAGCAUUGAGGGCGACUUUGACGAAACCAAUACCAGUGAAGGCAAACCGUGAGCCUCCGAAAGGCAAGCUCACGGCAUCUAAAGGAAAGCUUGUGAACGGCAAACCCGUGAACGGCAAGCCUGCAAAUAACAAGCCACCAAAGGCCAAGCCACGUGUGGUAGUAUGCCGCGACUUCAAGAAGUUUUACCCGCAACCCAACAAGGGCGGUGGCAACAAGAUUUUCAGCUCGCGAAAGGCAUACCUGUCCCUGCAUAACAGGAAUGCUGGUCGAAAGGUAUCAUGGGACAGAUAACGCUAGCAGCCCAGACACUGAAUAGGACAGUUGUGUUUGUGAAGUCAGACCAAUUCAAUAUCCUGGAUUCUUUGCAUUCCGUUUGUGCAACAAGAUAUUGUCAAACGCAAGCUCCAUGCCAAGGUACCCUUGGAGAUUGAAUGCCUGUAUGAAGUGGUAACAGCUGCAGUUUUCCAUGCACAGCUCAUUCAGAGAAUGAGCCCAGCGGCCCCAGGCACAGCCAAAGGACGAUGUGUGUGAAUUUGGAAACAAGUUGGGCAUAAAACUGCAGAGCAAGAACGGUGAUGCACGCUAUAAGCAAGCACAGUUUUACCUUGCCUUUUGGCUGGUCAUUCUUUGAAUUUCUUGCUUGUAAUGCCAAUGGGUGUUUAGAAAUGCAGGCUUGUGCAAUUGAACGUCCUUGCUGAGCUUCACCAAUGCUGGAUACCAGGAAGUAGUAAAAUAUCGGUAUUUGAUACUCCCUGCCGGAUACUUUCUCUCCAGAGCCUUGCUGCCAAACUGUUAUGCUAACACAAAAUUGCCUUUUUCAUUCACUUCCACUGCUUCGAAUUACCUAUCUUUUUUUCCUUCACUGCCAGAGAUCAUAAUGCUAGCACAGCCAGCAAACCUACUCCAGCAGUAUCAGCAUAGCAAGUCAUGAUGGGAGGUUUGUUUGCAUGUGGACCACACAUCACAAAUUUGCAGAAAAGGCAGUUUCUCGUCCUUUCGGCAAUGG
This is a messenger RNA of Sycon ciliatum, 2979 nucleotides long. RefSeq lists its product as uncharacterized. Bases 228 to 2264 code for a protein of 678 amino acids. The record is from RefSeq and is a predicted model, not a curated record. The transcript has 6 exons. Lineage: Eukaryota; Metazoa; Porifera; Calcarea; Leucosolenida; Sycettidae.